AUGUACGAAGGGAUUGACAACCUGAAAUCCCUUUACGACUGUGCCGGAAAGACUUUCUCCGGCGGUCCUUCUGAGGCACAGGAUGUGCCGCGUCGUACUGCUCGACCAAACCCAGUACGUCAACCAUCAGUUGGGAGCGGGGCUCCCAAGUAUCCCAGGACGGGGGAUAGCCGCGCCACCGGACGAGAUAACUCGUCCGACGUCCGUUCACGUCGCGGUGGUUCAACAGCUGCUCAACCAGAUAGCGCUGGCCACCGCGAGAGUCCUCUAAUGGAGGUGCAGGAGGAGGGAAGACGCUCUCCACACAAUCGUGGGGAAGCGUGCGUUCCCGAGAGCUUCUUUGAUCGCGUAACGCAAGGGCUACGCGGCGAUCUCGAACAUGAGCGGGACAGGCGCCUCCAAAUCGUGGACACUGUCUCGAAGCAUCGAGCUGAGUUUGCCUUUGCUCAGCUUGAGAACGAGAGAGCUCUGACAUCUCUUCGUGAGGAGCUAAGGGUAGCUCGUGGGAUUGUUGAUCGUUCUCGGCCUGAGAUAACUGCUCUUCAGACCCUUGUCGAUGCCCAUCAUCGAGAGCACAAGGCUCUCUGCGAGAUGCUUGAGCGCAAGGGCGUUCUUCAUCGGAAGAAGCAGCGUACUGAUGGUACGGCUUAA
This is a messenger RNA of Peronospora matthiolae, 651 nucleotides long. NCBI's taxonomy places the organism in Eukaryota, Oomycota, Peronosporomycetes, Peronosporales, Peronosporaceae. The record is from the annotation of a GenBank genome assembly.